GACGCCAUCUCGUCGAAAAGCGUCGACUAAUCUCGGAGCAAUGUCGACUGUGACCGAUCCUUGGCAGUUUGUUAAUUUCUAUUUAUUUCAUGGAUUAUUUGUACAAUGUUUGUUUAUUGUUGCAAAUUUGAGGAACAUCAUGAGGAUGUUGACGAUGAGCGUGAAAGAAAUGUAGAAUAUCGUUGCCGCGUUUCGUCUGAUAGACAUGGAAUAGAUUUUAUAAUUGAUUCAUCUCUAGUUGUUGAGCCAUUUUUCCCUGCAAGGUCCUAUGGUUUGUCUUCAGAGGUGCGUCGAAAUUAGCUUGUUUUCUCAGAGUUGACUGAGUUGGAUGUUGUUAGUUCACCUGGUGUGCACGACCCUUGAAUAAUAC
Amoebophrya sp. A120 is the source of this 370-nucleotide messenger RNA. The record is from the annotation of a GenBank genome assembly. Lineage: Eukaryota; Dinophyceae; Syndiniales; Amoebophryaceae.